UUUAAAAUUCUAAGGGAACUUUCCCAUUAAACCUUACAAGAAAUUUUAGCACUAUAAAUAGAGUUCUCAACAUUUCUUAUGCUAAUAGGAACUUUCAUUCAUACCAGUUGUUGACAUCCAACUUUGUCCUAGGUAGAAGAAGAAAUGGAAAAUUACAAAGUUUGCGAAGCAACAACAGAAUAUCAAGACUUGUUACCCGUGAUGGCUGAAAAAUUGGACGUGGAGGCCUUUGUCGCGGAGCUAUGUGGUGGAUUCAGGCUUCUAGCAGACCCUAAAAAUGGCUUGAUCACAUCCGCGAGCUUACAAAAGAAUUCGGGGUUUUUAGGGAUGGAAGGGAUGAGCAGAGAAGAUGCAGAGGCUAUGGUAAAAGAAGGAGACUUAGAUGGAGAUGGAGCAUUGAAUGAAACAGAAUUUUGUAUUCUUAUGGUUAGACUUAGUCCAGAAAUGAUGCAAGAUGCUGAGGUAUGGCUUGAUAAAGCACUUCAAAGAGAGUUAGCAAAAUCAUCUUGUUGAUAAU
This is a messenger RNA of Solanum verrucosum, 517 nucleotides long. RefSeq names its product calcium-binding protein KIC. Gene Ontology annotation, molecular function: calcium ion binding. The record is from RefSeq and is a predicted model, not a curated record. Lineage: Eukaryota; Viridiplantae; Streptophyta; Magnoliopsida; Solanales; Solanaceae. The transcript has a single exon. The coding region runs from base 145 to 513 and encodes 122 amino acids.